CGCGCCAGUUCGCGCUUGUCAUUUUUCGUAUCUAUCCGCCCCGACUCUGCUUCAGUGGACUCCAUAGCUUGAAGUGUGAUCGUCUCGCAACGCUCUCCUCAUGGAUUCCAAUCACCAAGCAGUCUUAACACACUCGGAGGAUGAGACCCAAGAGGACCUCAAAAACUCCCAUAUCAAUGAUUUGCCUAUGGAACUCAUACGGGAAAUCUUCGUUACAUUGGAUCAAGGUGAUCGAGACAAGCUAUAUUCUCAUGACGGUUGCCCUACAGCUCGGCUGAUAUCAGGGGUCUGCCGCUUCUGGCGUUUCGUAGCACUAAAUAAAUCGCUUGCCCCCACCAUGUUGCCUUGCGAAGUGUCCUUUCUUUCAACAAAUGUGUGGUACGGACCUGCGCCUGUCAGGCCAACGCUAGAUCCUAAAUCUCAGGGAUGCCCGUACAAUUGUAGUAAUGUUACCUAUGAGAUCGAGCUCCGCGCAGUGGAUCGUUUGUGGGAUCCAAAUGUCGAAACCCAUGGCUCGCGUUCAACAUUUGUCCGAUACGGGUAUGUGUGCGACCAACUUAUAGCCAUUCCUGGCAGCAAAAAUCUAGUCGGGAUUUUUGGACUUUUUUGGACUUGGUGAUGUGGAAGAUCCCUCCUUUCGUUCUCCCUUCGAACCCGUCUUCGGAACUUUAUUGUCUUUGCAUGAUACCUUGCAGCAACAUGUCAUGGAACUUCUAGCAUGUGUUGAUUACCGUGCUCCCGUUCCUCGUAUCUUCCCCGUGGCAGCCAUUUGAUCACUCCACCUUAUUGUCAGUUGAGGCGGCUUGGGCGCAGUGCUGGUGCCUGACAUUGCUGAUAGAUGUUGAGCUUGAUCCAGGCUCCCCGACAGUAGUUAUCCGCGCAUGUUAAAAGCCAACUGGGAUCUACGGUGGUGUGGUUCCAGUCCUAAUUUUUGUUUGUAUGUAUAGCCCGAUGAGGAGUCGUGCACUCAUUCUUUGUUACCGGCAUUCUAGCUAACAGAUGUUGGGAUACCAGCCUUUAUUG
Cantharellus anzutake is the source of this 1023-nucleotide messenger RNA. RefSeq lists its product as uncharacterized. The record is from RefSeq and is a predicted model, not a curated record. The coding region runs from base 101 to 619 and encodes 172 amino acids. Lineage: Eukaryota; Fungi; Basidiomycota; Agaricomycetes; Cantharellales; Hydnaceae. The transcript has a single exon.